AUGCCCGGAUCACGGAGGGCCGGGUCCUCCCGAGGUCCUAGAGCUGCCCGGAAGUGUCUCUGGAUCGCUUCCGAGGACCUGGCCCUGCUUCCGGCGUAGCAGGGGUCCCGCUCUCCGCCAGGCCGCUGUGUGCCGGAUUGCGCGUUCAGUUGCAGCUGGGACCUUUCCUCUGGGCUGCCUGAUCACGAGGGAGGAAACAGCGAUGUCUGCCGUGGGGACUGCAUCUCCAUACCUGCAUUACCCUGGUGACAGUCACAGCAGCCGGGUGAGUUUCCUGGGGGCCCAGCUCCCCCCAGAAGUGGCAGCAAUGCCCCGGCUCCUGGGGGACCUGGACAGGGGCACAUUCAGAAAGUUGUUGAAGCUGGUGGUCAGCAGUCUGCAGGGAGAGGACUGUCGGGAGGCUGUGCAGCGCCUCAGGGCUGGCGCAGACCUGCCGGAGGAAAGGCUGGGCGCCCUCCUAGCCGGCACAAACACACUGCUCCAGCAGGCCCUCCGGCUGCCCCCAGCCAGCCUGAAGCCCGAUGCCUUCAAAGACCAGCUCCGGGAGCUCUGCAUCCCCCAGGACCUGGUCAUGGACUUGUCCAGCGUGGUGUUUGGGAGCCAGCGGCUUCUCCUCAACUCUGUGGCCAGGCGGCAGGGGACCUGGCUGCCCCAUGUUGCCAGCUUGUGGUGGAGGGUGGAUGUGGCAAUCUCCACCAGUGCCCUGGCCCGCUCCCUGCAGCCGAGUGUCCUAAUGCAGCUGAAGCUUUCAGAUGGGUCAGCAUACCGCUUCGAGGUCCCCACAGCCAAGUUCCAGGAGCUGAGGUACGGCGUGGCCCUAGUCCUGAAGGAGAUGGCGGACCUGGAGAAGAGGUGUGAGCUCAAACUGCAGGACUGACCCGUGCUUGCAGUCCCAUUCCAGUCACUCGGGGGUGGCUGGCCCCGAUAGGCAUCUCCAAAGUGAAGCCUGUCCUUCCAGGAAGCAUUUUUCAGUGAGAUGUUUGAACGUAAUGAUGUCAUUCUGUGUUUAAUUAAGAAAGACAACUUUUUCUUCCCUUUGUACUGGAAAUAAAGCAACUAUAAAAAAACAAAACCAAA
This is a messenger RNA of Acinonyx jubatus (cheetah), 1077 nucleotides long. It is a transcript of the gene COMMD5, whose product is annotated as COMM domain containing 5. Gene Ontology annotation, cellular component: nucleus. The coding region runs from base 203 to 877 and encodes 224 amino acids. The record is from RefSeq and is a predicted model, not a curated record. The transcript has 2 exons. NCBI's taxonomy places the organism in Eukaryota, Metazoa, Chordata, Mammalia, Carnivora, Felidae.